This is a messenger RNA of Gambusia affinis (western mosquitofish), 2224 nucleotides long. RefSeq names its product potassium channel subfamily K member 1-like. Gene Ontology annotation, biological process: potassium ion transmembrane transport; stabilization of membrane potential. The coding region runs from base 124 to 1182 and encodes 352 amino acids. The transcript is spliced from 3 exons. The record is from RefSeq and is a predicted model, not a curated record. Gene Ontology annotation, molecular function: potassium ion leak channel activity. Lineage: Eukaryota; Metazoa; Chordata; Actinopteri; Cyprinodontiformes; Poeciliidae. Gene Ontology annotation, cellular component: membrane.
UCCGGACACUGGGUAGAGAAGGACAUAAGAUACAGAGAUGGAAUAAAACAACCUCUUCGUUUAAUUAGUUUGAUUAAAUAAGACGGAUUCAGAAUAAGUUAAGAAUUGGCGCUUUACUGUGUGAUGGUAUUCGGACGCAUUCGAGACUGGUGCGCUCACUUCGCGGAGCGGCACCAGUCUGAGAUCAACUUUGCGCUGCUGAUCGUUUCUUACAUCCUCUACCUCGUCAUCGGUGCGGGAAUCUUCUCCGCCAUCGAGCUGCCCUAUGAACACGAGCUUCGGCAGGAGCUGAAAGCGGCCAGGCAGGAAUUCCUGAGCAACAACACCUGCGUGUCCGACGCGCAACUGGAGGAGCUGCUGGCUCGAGUGCUGGAGGCCAGUAAUUAUGGGGUGUCCGUCCUUGGUAACGACACCAUACUGAACUGGGACUUCGUGUCCUCUCUGUUCUUCACCAGCACCGUGCUGACCACAACGGGUUACGGCCACAGCGUUCCUCUAUCGGAUGUAGGGAAGGCAUUCUGUAUCUUCUACUCCCUCAUCGGCAUCCCCGUUACCCUCUUCUUCCUCUCCGCCAUAGUAGAGAGGCUGGUGGAACUGAUGUCCCGACGCCCAGUGUCCUACUUUCACCGACGGUGGGCCAUGUCAAGACCGAAGCUGGCCGUAAUUCACGCUACUUUGCUCAGCAUCAUCAUGGCUCUACUCUUCAUCUUAAUCCCCGCCUGGAUCUUUUUCUCCUUGGAAAAAGACUGGAACUUUCUGGAGUCUCUGUAUUUCUGCUUCAUCUCACUGACGACCAUAGGCCUCGGGGAUUAUGUCCCGGGAGAAACUCAUAGUAAAGAGGACAACCCACAUCCACAACUGUAUAGGCUGGCUAUAACAGUUUACUUGCUGCUGGGCUUGGUGUGCGUCCUGGUGGUGUUGGAGACCUGCUACGAGCUUCCCCAGCUCAAACUCCUCAGACGAAGGUUUUACAAGGAAAGGCUUCGGGAGUUGGACUCCGAAACCACUAACAUCAUCAGUCAUGAUCAACUCAGCGACCAGAAGCCCGACCCUGCAGAUAAAAUGGACACUCAGUUGCCAGUCAUCUCUUCUGUCUCACAACAGGCCGAUACGUUUAGCCAGAAUGGCACGUCAACGCCUUACACUCCAGCUUCAGGAACCACUGUUAAUGGAAAGCUGUGAUAACAGCUGACAGCAACAUCAGGGUGUGGUGGAAGUUAAUGAACUUGUUUAUGAACUUUUCUUUCGUACUCCUGCUUUGUUAGUACAGAAGCAUGACGUAUCUACAGACAGUAGACACUUAGCGGAGUUAAGAUUGUUUAAAAAAACUGACUGCUCCCUGCCAACACCAACACGGACGUGUUGUGGAAGGAGGAACCACCCGCUGACUCUUGGCAUGGUAUUGUUUUCUCCUGUGUUGCUUUUAUUCAACUGCAGAUAGAGAUCACAGAGGAAGGGCCCGGCUUCAGAACGGAGGGAAACCUCACAAGUUUCCAACUGUAAAGUCUUCAUGCUUUGACUCUAAAGCAGCAAAGCCAGUUCUAGAGGAUUUCAUAUACAUUCCUGACAUAUAUUUGCAUAGGGAAUUUGCCUUCUUGGAAACAGCAAAGCCAAUGGAGUCGGAGGAAUCUGUUACUGUGUGUUAUCUCAUUCAGGUGUUCCAGGAAGGAGAUCAAUUGUUGGCAAUGAAUAAAUAUUUCAGUUCCUGGUUUCUUUUAGAGGAGGAUCAGCCUUUGCAUGUAGAAAAAGCUACACUGCAAUGUACAAGAUAUGCCACUAGAGGGCAGUACUUUCAUAUUGCAGAAAGAAGUCUUUCAAAUGAAGAUAUGGAUGCACAUGUUGUGCAGCCCAUAAUUUCAUGAAGGAAGUGCUAAAUUGCUGCUGCUUUGAACUGAAUGUCACAGUUGAUGUUUUUGUGUUCUACGCCUGUAAUCAUUUGUAUUUGAGUAAAGAGAAAGUUUGCCCUCACUUCCAGACAGCAAUUUUCUGUUGUUAUUGUCGAUUUUCUGGUUAGAGGGCUUUAAUAUACACACAACUACAAAAUUGUUAUCAUAAAAUUCACCUAAUCUUCUGAGUAUAAAAUAGAUCUUGAAACAUAAACAUAGUGCAUGGAUGUUGAGUUUUUAUGCAAUGCCUUGCAAAAGUAUUCCUACAAUAAAUAGAAAAAAAUUUUUUGUUGUAGUUUUAAAAAUAUUUCACAAUUAAAAUUAUGAGAGGUGUUGUA